AUGUUUUUACCAGACUACGACACUUCUACUUUCGAAACAAAAUCUUGUCUCUACAUCUUUGUCUUUUAUAUCUUAUUCAGGAGUUUACUUGAGCUGGUUGCCUGGGACAAGGACAUUAUCAACAACGCUUAUAGUGGUGGUAACUCAUUGCUCCAUUUAAUUGCAGGAAAUGGUCAUCAUCAAACAACAAAGGCUAUCCUCAAGAACCCGGAUGUUCAAAUGAAGAAAAAGAAUGAGAAGGGACAAACAGCACUCCACGUGGCGAUUGAAAAAGGUUACAUAAUGACUAGUGCUCUCAUCUUGAAAACUGACAAGGGACUAGCAGAAAUCAAGGACAACAACAAGAUGACACCACUCAUGUAUGCCUGCCGAAUAGGGAAUAUCUACAUCGUUAAAAUGCUCUUGGAGAUGCUGACAGAGGCUAAAGUGAAGAUAGGGCUUCUUGAUUGUGACGGUCUGAAUUGCUUAGACCAUGCCAUCGACAAUGGGAAAGAGAUGAUUGCUGUAGAGUUGCUCGAUCAAGAUAAUUGGAGAAGCCUUAUGACGCGCGUUGCAACAAGUGCAGUUGGAGGACCCAGACCGACACCUAUGAGGAAACUCAUCAACUCUAUGCCAGGUGUCUGCAAAUUUGUGCUGGAUAAGUGCAUCAAACCGGAAGACGAAGCUGCAGAUAUAGAACUCGGCAAUGUCAAGAUCAAAGUGGACUUUGAAUUACUAGAGGACUGGUACUCAGAGUGGAUGAGGGAGGGUAAUUAUACCACAAUUACUGAAACACUAUAG
Molecule: messenger RNA, 780 nt
Organism: Strongylocentrotus purpuratus (purple sea urchin)
Lineage: Eukaryota; Metazoa; Echinodermata; Echinoidea; Camarodonta; Strongylocentrotidae
Product: transient receptor potential cation channel subfamily A member 1 homolog
Exons: 5
Coding region: 1-780 (259 amino acids)
Molecular function (GO): protein binding
Source: RefSeq, a predicted model, not a curated record